UAAAUAGCAAUGUGACAACGUGAGAGGAUUAUUAUUCUUAGUGAAUCGAUUCUCCUGACUCACUGAAAAGAGUCGUUCUUAAAAGAACCGAACGUUGAUAACUGUUUUUUUUAACAGCUGGGGAAGUCCACUGUGUUUUCACGGAAGAGACGUGGAGGCACUAUUAUUCCUUUCCUUCUUCUUCUUCGUCAUCUUCAUCUUGUUAUUAUUACUAACAUUAGACUUUUUAUUGGAUCUUAAGCAGUGUUUUCUGACCGUCCUUUCUUGAUGUUUUGCUCAGGACUGAAAGCGAAUACAGAGAAAAGCUCGUUUGUUUUUUGUUCUAACACGCCUAUACACCCUGCGACAUGCAAAGAGUUACGACCCAUUUGUGUUUAAAAGUGUCGUAAACGAAUUGAAACACCCGGAAACGUCGACAAACGUGACCAAGUUUUGAGAAACGUCUUCAUUCUACAGAGAAGAAGAAGAAGAAGAAGAGACGACGAAGAAGAAUUGAUCCACAUUCUAUGAUUUAGAGCAGAAGAAGAAGUGGACCAGGAAAAGCUACAAUUCUGAUUCAAUGGGUUCCAAAAGCAGAGAGAAACUUCAGGAGCAGCUGGGCGAGUACAUCUUAGAUACUGUCAAAUACAUUGAAACAGUAAAGGAGUUUUGUGACGGAGAAUCAAAAUGGACCUUACAGAGAGAGACCGAGCUCGAUAUGAUGAGAGACAUCAAAGACCAGGCCGAUCAGAUCACUCUGAAGUUUGACCAUGUUCAGAAGGCUGAGAACAAGGCCAAGGCUUUUGGAGAGUACAUGUGGAGUGGCCUGACUCAGGUUACAGCAGAUUCCAGAAGGCAGGAGCUGGAGAAGGAGCUAGGAGAAGUUCUGAAGAACACUUUAGAAGGACUGGAGAAACUCCAACACUUCCUGAUUGCAGUGGAGAAGCUAGCCGUCACCUCACUGUUUGUGUUCGUGGGCGAGAGCUUCAUGCCAAAGGGUGUGAGCUCCAUGUCCGUACGUUCAGUGAUCUCUGCAGCCAGAAUCGUGUCUCCACUCCUCAUCCACUUCAAGAGAGAUGCAGGAGCGUUCUUCCUGCCGAGCCUCAGCAAUGUGGAAGUCCUGGCCAUCCAGCUGGACAAAUACAUCCGCAUCACUCAGCAGAUCUGUGAGAAGAUGGAGAAAAAAUCCAAGAGCAUUUCAUGUUAUGGUGAUAUUCAUAAUUAGAGAACAUGGCGGAAGGCAGCGACGGCGCGCGGGAGAAUUUCCAACCUUCCAAGAGGACCAAAUCCCAAGUGUGGUCAUAUUUUGAAUUUUUUAAAGAUGCUGAGGGAAACUUAAUAGAAGAUGGAAACCCUGUCUGCAUAGCUUGCCAGAAGAAAGUUUAUGUGAAAGGAGGUUUUGGCGCUUCGUUUGGUGCUUUUCCCUUUUUUCCCAAUCGCUUUUAAAU
Messenger RNA from Ictalurus furcatus (blue catfish), 1427 nucleotides. RefSeq lists its product as uncharacterized. The coding region runs from base 560 to 1204 and encodes 214 amino acids. Lineage: Eukaryota; Metazoa; Chordata; Actinopteri; Siluriformes; Ictaluridae. The transcript has 4 exons. The record is from RefSeq and is a predicted model, not a curated record.